Molecule: messenger RNA, 2733 nt
Organism: Iphiclides podalirius (scarce swallowtail)
Lineage: Eukaryota; Metazoa; Arthropoda; Insecta; Lepidoptera; Papilionidae
Source: the annotation of a GenBank genome assembly
AUGGCAGCAGUAAGCGCGGCGAUGUUUCGGCCCGGGGGCGCGCUCGAUCCCCCGUGCUACGCCACGCAGAGGAUAUACGAUUCACCGGAAAGCACCAGGCCGAAGAAAUGGUCAUCGAAACUUAAACUAAACACUUCAGGCAGCACGAAAUCAUCAGAGAAGUCUCCUGAAAGUCCAUAUAUGUAUGGUACAUAUGUUGAUGAAUCAAAAAACGAUGCAGAAGAUAUAAAUGGUGUUGAAUUUAUCCUCCAGGAAGAUAGUGAAGCUCUUUUUACAUGUAGCACUACUGAUGUUGUCGGAGAAAUUAAUACAAAAAUAGAAGACAACAACAUACCGAAAAUACCAGUUCUGCGGCGUUCUGAAUCUGAAAGACUAAAUUCUGUUCUAUCUAUUUCUCCCCCAAAAUUUUUAGACACUAUGGCAUUGCGCUCAAAACCAAAGCACGGACAUACGAGUCAGCUCCAGGAAACAAAACACCAGGAAGGGGCAGAUAGCAGUAAAGCGACUAUUGAGAAACUUAUAGAAAGUUCUCUUAAAAAUAUGAAAAGUGAUUUAUCUAAAGAUCACAAAGACGAACCACAGCAAUCAAAAAAGGAAAACGAGAGUGACAAAAAAGAAGUUAAUACAUCUGCGCGCUUAGAAAAUGACGAAAACGGCUGCUCUGCUCCCUAUGAAAGUAUGGAGUACGAGAGUGGUGCAAUGGGAGUUUUUUCAGACCUUGAACCAAUGUCAGACUGUUACAAUGCUUCGGCUAGUGAAUUGUCUACUGAAGAUGAUACUAAUUCUACCAGAUCUAAAUUCUAUCAAAUGUUAGUAGACGCAGCCUUAUGCGAUAUUGAAAUUUCAAACAGUGCAGACGAUGAUCAUCUUUAUGAGUCGAUCCGACUUAACACUGAUCCCAUAUAUGAAGAAAUUGGUGACAUGCCUCCACCUCUGCCAAUUAAUCCACCCCCCAAUUCAUUAAUGUUACAUGAGGAUGAAAAGCGAAGUGGAUCUCGUUCAAUUUUUGAAGGAGCUUCCAAGUACGAUAUUCUUUCGUAUUUAGUUGAUGCAAAAGAAAGAGGCAUUGAUGAUGAAGAAACCUAUAUAACUAAUUAUGGAAAUGAAAAUGAUUCUACCUGCUUAGAAGCAGAAUCUAAAGAAAAACAGAAAAAUGAUGUAUCUAAAAAUCAUCUUAGCAGUAACACAAGUCAAUUAUCAAAUGCAUCAGAUUCUAGUGAAGAUAAUUCUUUAAUAAUAAACCAUGAUACGUUAGAAAAAUCUGUUAUUUGUAAAAAAACAUCGGCGGAGAUUGAAAGAAACGAUUCGGGUGUUGGUUCGGAAACAAGUAAGUCUUCAAGAAGUAGAUUACAAGGAAAAAUAUCGCCGUGCAAUUUACUUACUGAAAAAAAUACACCAAUCCACCUCUGUGAAGACUGUGACACUGCUGUAGAAACCCAAAUUACGGAGCAAGGUUCAGUUUAUGCUCCAUUGGUUUGUAGAAAGUGUGCCAAAAAAAGAGCAGAGAGAAAAGAAAUUAUAACAGAAAUAGUUGAGACAGAAGAAAAAUAUGGUAGGGAUCUGCAAAUAAUUCUAGAAGAGUUUUACAAACCAAUGUUGGUAGCGGGCCUUUUGACACAAGAACAAUUGAGUGCAAUAUUUUUGAAUGUAGAGGAGUUAAUAGAAAAUAAUCAGGUUUUAUCAGAAAAAUUGAGAGAUGCACUGGAAAUUGCUGUUGAACAGGGUGACGAGGAUUUACUGACAGUUAACGUCGGCAAGAUUCUUUUGGAAUGCUCAGGUAUGCUAACAGCAUUUCAAUCGUACUGUGUCAAGCAAGCUGGAGCAGCACUGCUUUUAGCUGGUCUCGAAAAAGAAAAAGAGCUGCUAAGAAUUUUUCUACGCGUAUCACAGAUGGAGAAUGUAGUUUUGAGGCGAAUGAAUUUAAAUUCUUUUCUAAUGGUGCCAGUUCAGCGCGUAACCAAAUAUCCUCUACUUCUCUCAAGACUAUACCGUGCAACGGCUUCUUGUGCAUCAGAAAGGGAGGACGUACGAGGUGCUCAGCGUUGUGUAGAGUCCAGACUUGAAGAAAUAAAUGCGGCCGCUGCAGCGGCAGCGGCGGCCGCUAGGGAUGUCCCGUUAUGGCGUCGGUUGGCAGCCGCCAGGCGUACAGCGCAUGACUUACAUGUGGCUGAUAUAAGACUUAGAAAGAUGGCCGUAGACGUAUUGGACUGGAAUCAUGAUGAAGCAAGAUUCGCAAUGGAAGGCAAGUUAUUGUUCACUCAACCAAAUGAUAAUAACUGGCGUAAAGGUCGCACAAUCAAAUUGAUGCCCAUAAAUGCGCUUCUGGUUACUAAUGGAAAGCCAACGACCACGCACAAAACGAACGAGAUUCGAGAGACGAGGGAAGCUAGAGAUCGUGAAGCCAGGGAAAAGGAAGGAGAAGCUCUCUUCGCGCGUAGUGGCGUGAGGGAGGCAGCUCUCCUGCUAGUUCGAGAGAAGGCCGGGCGGUAUACUCUGCAGCGGGAACCGUUAUUCCUAGAUCGCUGCGUUGUAGCGGCUGACCAUGAGCCCGAGCAUUUCUUCGAAGUACACGAGAUAACUACAAAAGACUCUUACAUUUUUAAGGCCGAGGAAAAUACCCGUACAAGGACUUGGUAUCGGCAGCUCCAGUUCCACGCCCAAGGCGCGGGCGCUUGGCGUAAAAGGCGAAAUGCACUCGCUAACAUCAUGAUUAAUCCUAUGUUGACAAGAAAU